Messenger RNA from Cuculus canorus (common cuckoo), 602 nucleotides. RefSeq names its product proteasome assembly chaperone 4 (gene PSMG4). NCBI's taxonomy places the organism in Eukaryota, Metazoa, Chordata, Aves, Cuculiformes, Cuculidae. The record is from RefSeq and is a predicted model, not a curated record. The coding region runs from base 86 to 466 and encodes 126 amino acids. The transcript has 3 exons. Gene Ontology annotation, biological process: proteasome assembly.
GCUCCGCCUCCUCCCGGGGCAGCGGGGCGGGCCGCCCGCUCGGGCCUUGCUCACCGAGGCUUUUUCCGCGUUGGGGAAAAGGCUGAUGGAGUCUUCGGAAAGCGGUGGAGCGGCGGCGGGGGGAGGCAUCGCCCUGCACGACUUCAGCGGGCGGCUGGGCGAGCAGCGCGUGCACUUCCACGCCAUGCGGCUGCGGGAUUCGCUUUUCCUGUGGGUGGGCGCCGCCCCCGCCCUCGCCAGCCUGGCCGUCGCGAUGUGCACGCCCCGCGACAGCAUCCCAGUGGCCGCCUCGCUCCUGGGGGAUCCGUCCGACACCGCCUCCGCCUGCCUGGCGCAGCGCUUGGCCAGCAAGACCAAAAAACAGAUAUUUGUCAGCUACAAUCUUCAAAACACAGACAGCAAUUUCACCUUACUCAUAGAAAAUAGGAUCAAAGAAGAAAUGAUGGCUUUUCCAGAGAAGUUCUGACUUUGCAUCAUUGUAAAAUAACCUGGUUUUGUUUUAGGAAAAAAGAUCGCAAUUUUCACACCGACAUUACAUUAGUAUAUUUGUUUUGUAUUGUUUUAUUUGCAGUCGCUAUUAAAUAUAGAUGGACCUAAAUACA